Molecule: messenger RNA, 817 nt
Organism: Oryza brachyantha (malo sina)
Lineage: Eukaryota; Viridiplantae; Streptophyta; Magnoliopsida; Poales; Poaceae
Product: protein FD-like
Exons: 3
Coding region: 87-512 (141 amino acids)
Biological process (GO): positive regulation of DNA-templated transcription
Cellular component (GO): nucleus
Molecular function (GO): DNA-binding transcription factor activity
Source: RefSeq, a predicted model, not a curated record
GGGGAUUGGUACUGUAGCUAGCUAGCUUAGCUACACAAGAAAAGAGAGGGAGAGAGAGAGGGGAUCGCAAGCUAGGUAGGCUAGUCAUGGCGGAUCAGCUGGGCGGCAUGGGCAGCCCGCAGCUAAGCCUGAGCAGCUGCAGCUCGUUCUUGUCCAUCUCCAGCGCCGGCAACAGCGCCGCCGAUGGUGCUCCCCAUCUAUCCCUCGGCGUGGGUGGCGCCGAGGAGCUGGAUCUGCUGAUGCAGGUGGGCAUAGGUGGCGGUGGCGGCGGCGGCGGCGACGAGGAGGAGGAGGAGCGCAAGACCAUCCGGAUGAUGAAGAACAGGGAAUCGGCGCUGCGCUCCAGGGCGAGGAAGAGGGCGUAUGUGCAGGAGCUGGAGAAGGAAGUUCACCGGCUGGUGAAUGAGAACCUCAAGCUCAAGAGGCACUGCAAACAACUUAAGACAGAGAUGGCUGCUCUGAUCCAGCCUACCACCAAGCAGAGCUCCCACCGGAGAAGCUCAUCCACUUGAUCAGCGGAGCAGCUAAGCUUUUUAUGCAGACGCAGAGCUUCUACCUGCAGCCAUUGCCAUUGGGUUGACUGUCCCCAGGGGUAGCGAGUAACAACGGCUUUCCGGUAUUUUUUUUUUGGUUUCGGAUGCAUUGUGAUCCACUGCACAUGCAUGCUUAAUUGUUUGUUUGUGUCAGCGGCUAACUCUGCAUAUAUACCCAUGCUUGCUUACUGCAAAACCCCAAAUAUAUAAGGCGCUCGGAAUGUCUGUCUGCUUUCAACUAUAGUUUAAAGCACGCCUACACUCGUUUGUGUUGCAUUGUUCUA